Letharia columbiana is the source of this 2136-nucleotide messenger RNA. RefSeq lists its product as uncharacterized. Lineage: Eukaryota; Fungi; Ascomycota; Lecanoromycetes; Lecanorales; Parmeliaceae. The coding region runs from base 1 to 2136 and encodes 711 amino acids. Gene Ontology annotation, biological process: regulation of DNA-templated transcription. The record is from RefSeq and is a predicted model, not a curated record. The transcript is spliced from 3 exons.
AUGGACGGCCUUUCUGCUGUUGCUGGAGUAGCCACCGCAGGAGCGCAGUUGUCUAAGUCUCUUUACGAUCUCUACACGACGGUUAGAGUGAGCCGCCAGGAGAUUCAAGAUGUCGCAAACAAUGUUUCACUACUGGCAAUGGUUCUCGAAGAGCUCGAUGGCGUCCUCCGUGAUGAUGGAUUGAAUUUUAAGCCGCGGUUGCGGGAAGCUGCACAGUCAAUUGUGCUUAGAUGUGCCGGUAUCUUCAAGGAUAUCCAGAAACAUACUGGAGCCGACCUGGGUCUGAAAGGGAGGAAGUUUCGUGAGAAGUUGGCUUGGUACUUCAAGAGAGAGCGAGUGAAGCCAUUGCGCAGUAGUCUCGAGUCUCUGAAAUCGACAUUGAAUAUUCUUCUCCACGUUGUACAACUUGCGAAGAGUACGAAGGGCAUAGAAGAAUAUCCAGGAGUGAAGCAUAUCGGACAUUGGUACGUUCGCAAAGAGCGGCGAGGCCUUGUUUGCCUCGUGAUCGACAAUCGUCAUGCGGUUGAGAGAUUGAAGCACUUUGAGGACCAGACAUCCCAAACAGACUUGGAAUCGAUUGAAAACGAGCCACCACUUGCUUUUGCUGACAUAUUUCCGCUUUCGGAAUCUAUCCACAAGCGUGGCCAAUCACCUGAGAGGAAGUUUGUCGUGGCGUUCUGGAACCCCACGCCCGGAAGCAAUGAGGAUCCCCGACGCUCCCAAGAUCCAGACAUCAACAAUACACGGACAAGCCCAAGCACACCGAAUGGCGACAGAUCUAUGUUCCCAUCCUCCCCUCGGGAGAACCGAAGUGAUCUAGAUAUGUCUAUAGACUCGGAUGCAGAAAGUAUCGGCCGAUCUACCUCAUCUCAGACAACGCGAAGGUCAAGGUCCAGAUCUAGACCGAUGAAGGAGCAAGCAACUUCCCGGUUGAUCUUGAACGUCAUACCUCACGAGACAGCUGAUGAGAACUUCAAGUCCGCACAGAGAAUGAGCAGGUCCACACUUCUUGAGGCAAAGGCUGAGGAGACUAUAGACACGCUCAUGCGCCAUUGGACGUAUGUCGACCCAAGAUACUUUUCUGAGGAUGAUGGCUCGUCCUUGUCUCCUGAGACUUCGCUUCCACUUCGUCGGGGCAAAGCCCCUCAGCAUAUCCAUGAGGCGAGCACCCCUGGUCCUUACGAGAGACCGCCGAGUCUACAUAACAAUUCCAGAAGACCAAUAUCGGAUCUUUUGGAGAACAGUGGCUCCGCAAAUGAGCUUGAUGACAGUCAAAACAUUUCAUUGGAGGGAAGAUCUAGAACUUCCUCUACCUUACCGGCAGGGCGGCGUCGGAAUGGCAAGGAGCUACCAAGUUCGCUGCCACUUGCUUCCCAAAACACAGAGGGUGGUCGAGGAGCGAAAGCCGAAGGCGCACUUCGCUCACCAAGUGACCAAGGACUACAAAGUCCAAAAGAACCAUCUACUCCUGCACCGCCAUACCUUUCUAGUCACUCAGGCCGGUGUCUUUCUUGUAGCGCCGUCUCUCCUAGCGGGUCUCCGUCCGGUGCAAAUAAAUAUGCGGGCCAGCCGGCAGACGCAAAAUCUCAAGAAACAGUUGCAGGAAAUGAGGCAAGCGUGUCCAUGGACAGUGCUUUUAGGUUAUUCGAGAAUAAAAUGCUUGAGAUGAUGAAGCGUCCGCCUUUGCAACAUGGUACACUAGAUGCGCAAUCCUGCCAGGAAAGCGAGCAGCAAGCCCAGUAUCAGCAGUCAAUUACCACUGGUCAAGAGGCUGAGCCCGUGAUACUGAAAGAUUGCCUGGGGAGGAAGUUCGUUUUUCCAAUUGACACGUGCAGAUCUUGGCAGGAUCCUACGGGGGAUUAUGACAUUCUGAGUCCUACGGGUGAAAUCAUUUUGCCAGAAAUAUGGGGCGCGGUCAUUAAGCCGGGUUGGGUCGUGGAACUGCGCUUUGGAGACUUUGCAAAAGCUGCAGAGAUUAGUCAGAAGGAUCUCAACGUCGGCGUCAUCGAGAUGACGCCAGAUGUAAAGUCCAGCCCGACUACUCCAGGUUCGCAGUUGGCGAGGGCGAAGCGGCGUGCUUCUUUGAGGACGUGGCUUGGAAAUCGCAAGUCGACCCCUAGUGUUGCACUUGAAUAA